AUGGAAGAAAGUGAUGAACCUGAGCAGUCUAUAUCGUUAGGAAGGCAGGAAUAUAGAAGGAGAAGACGACCCAGCCAACCAAUGGUAGAUAAGUCCCAGCAGACUGAAAUAGGAGAAAAAAAGAAAGGUAUGGCUGCAGUACAACCUCCUGCCCCUAAAGCUACCCAUAGUAUUGGUAAUAUUCCUGGAGGUAAGGCCAACUACUCUGGAAAAGAAUAUGAGUCUCUUAUACUGUCCUCUCAACUUCAGCAAACUUGGAUGAAGAGAAAGCAAGGCCAGGACAUGACUGACAAAUCUUUUCAGACAGACACCUCUGUGGAAGAAAAAGUGGAAGUCAUAUUCAUGGAUAAAGCACUUGAAGAAAGCUCAGCUAGUGUUGGAGAAAUAGCUCCUGCAUUGCCACAGGAUGUUCCAGAAGUAGAGAUUCCAACAAGCAGACCCCCCAGUCUUUUAAUAGACAGAGCUCAGCAGACCAGCUGUACUGGUGACUGGAGCCUGAUAAGCAUUUGCUCAAAAGAUAAAGUGGACAAAGAACAACAGACCUACUUCAGUGAGUUAGCAACUACUGUCAAGUCUAUGCCAGGUAGCUCCCUGAUUAAGUCAAAGGAAGAAACAGUACCUGCAGAAGAAGGUUCUUUGAUGGAAAUAGAUGGUUCUCUCGAAAUAGAGGUUCUGUCAACUGAACAAAUCCCUGAUGUAGUGAUGUCUUUUACUGAAGGGGAGAUUUCUGGUGAAUUACAGGCUGUACCAGAUGAUGAGGCCACAGUUAAAGCAGAACAUUUCUUUACAGAGGAGACCUCUAUUCAAGCACCAUCUCUAGCUGAAGAGACCUCUGCAGCUGAGACAACUGCUAAAACCCCAAAAGAAUUUGUGGACAUACAGGCUUUACCAGCUGAUGAGCUUUCUUCUACAGAGCCUCCUGCUGACAUUAGUCCUCCAUUAGUGAAAGGGACUCUUUCAGAGGAGCCUUCUGAUCAACAGUAUCCCAAAGGAACUGAGGUGGCUCCUUCAGAACUUCCUGUUGAAGAUCUGGUUCCACUCUCAGAAGAGGUGCUUGAGAAAGUUCAAGCUUUAGCAAUUGACACUAUCCUUGAUGACUCAGGCAGAGCAGAGUCUCCUAUUGUUGAAGAGGCUACUGGUGAAGUCCAACCUUCUCUGUCUGAAGAGAUUACUAAAGAAGUACCUUUUGAAGUUCAUUUACCAAUAGCUACACACUCUAAAGAAAUUGUUAUUGUAGUAGAUAAGGUAUUUGAUAUUGAUGAGGACUUUGAAGAUCAGCCUCCAUUCAUUACAGAAGUUUCUGAAGAUGAGGCUACUGCAGAAGUUCAGCCUCCAUCAGCAGAGGAUGCUCAUGAAGAAGUGGCUCCUUCAGAAGUUCUACCUCCACCUACUGAACAGGGCACUGUAGAACACAUGACUGCAGAAGUUCUAUUUCUAUCAACUGAAGUGGGCCCUACAGAAGUUCCACCUCUACCAACUGAGGAGUGGCCUCUACCUCCAGAAACAGAGGAGGGCCCUAUAGAACUAGCUGAGGAGGGCCCUGAAGAUGGCCUACUUUUACCAACUGAGGAGAUCCUUGCAGAAGUUCAGCCUCCAUCCCUUGAGAAGUUUCCUCUAGAAGAAGUAGUGAUCCCACAAGCUGAGGAAGUUCCUUUAGAUGAUUUACCCAUUGAAGUGCAACCUUUGUCAGCUGAGAACAUUGCAGGAUGGGUCCCAGAUGAAUUUCAGGCUUUUCCAGUUGAUGAAUACCCUGUUGAAGUUCAGCCUUUCUCAUUAGAGAGUGUUCCAAUAGAAGACAGCUUUGUUGAAGCUCAGCUUCUAGCAGCUGAGGCAGAUACUGCAGAAAUUGAAGAGACUCCUUCAGACGUGGCACUAGCUGAGGAUCAGCUUCUACCAACUGAGGAAGUGGUCCUCAAAGUAGAAGUUGCUACAGCUUGGUCUCCCUUAUCUGAGGAGCCUCCUGCAGAAGAAGCCACUGUGGAAGCCCAACUGACAUCGGUUGAAGAGAGCCUGAAAAGAGCUUCUGUUGAUGUUCAGCCUCCACCACUCGUCACCCUUGCAGAAGAGUCUCCUGCUGUCAAACGGCCUUUAAAAACUGAUGUGGUUCCUAUGCCAGAGUUUCCUGGUGAAGAGAUGACUGCUCAAGAUCCACUUCCACCUUCAGUGAAAACCACCGUAGAUCAGAAUCUACUAAAAGAACAUCAAUUGCCCGAGAUAGCAGACAUCUCACAAGUAAAAUUGGAGCAUACUACUUUCACAGGUGAUAAAAAGUCUAAAGGAACAGAUUCUGUUCCUGAAGAUGUAACUGGGAUCAAGGACGAUCAGAUCUCCACUUUCAAAAUAGAAGGUACCAUUAAAAUAGAGUUAAAGAACUCCACUCCCUAA
Molecule: messenger RNA, 2385 nt
Organism: Rattus rattus (black rat)
Lineage: Eukaryota; Metazoa; Chordata; Mammalia; Rodentia; Muridae
Gene: Fscb
Product: fibrous sheath CABYR binding protein
Exons: 1
Coding region: 1-2385 (794 amino acids)
Biological process (GO): negative regulation of protein sumoylation
Cellular component (GO): sperm principal piece; sperm fibrous sheath
Molecular function (GO): calcium ion binding
Source: RefSeq, a predicted model, not a curated record